Pteronotus mesoamericanus is the source of this 2017-nucleotide messenger RNA. RefSeq names its product zinc finger protein 268-like. The record is from RefSeq and is a predicted model, not a curated record. The coding region runs from base 275 to 2017 and encodes 580 amino acids. Gene Ontology annotation, biological process: positive regulation of reciprocal meiotic recombination; regulation of gene expression. Lineage: Eukaryota; Metazoa; Chordata; Mammalia; Chiroptera; Mormoopidae. The transcript has a single exon. Gene Ontology annotation, cellular component: nucleus. Gene Ontology annotation, molecular function: recombination hotspot binding; histone H3K36 methyltransferase activity; histone H3K4 methyltransferase activity.
GUUAAACACAACCAGCCUCCUCCACCUUUUAUCCAUAUUCACAUACCUCUUAUAUCAUGCUUUCAAAUAUUCAUAGAUUUAUUCCAAAGUUUGAUGACACCCAUAUCCUUCAGUUCAUUGCUCAUUACAGUUACUUUUAUUGAAAGCCUGAGACUUAUAUUGUGUACCUGCUACAUCACUUUCUUCAUUCUCUUUGAAUAUUGAUUUGAGAGUCCAUCACCCUCCAUUUCAUGAUAAUGGUAGAAUUCAUUGAUUUUUUUUCCCCUUAGAAGUAAUGUGGCAAGUUUGUGAUUGGUAUCAGGAAGACAUUGAGAAGGAUGAACCUGUGGAGAGAGAUCGUGAAAAUAAUGCAUUGGGAAAAAUAUUUUCUGAUAGCAAAAAUUUUGUUCCAUUUAUAGAAAAACCCAAUAAAUGUACCUCAAGAGGAGUAACUUUGAAACGAGACUUAAAUUUUCAGAGUAAAGACUAUGCAGACAUGAACUCUAAUGAGUUAAAUGGUUCUGGGAAAUUGUUUUUCUAUACUCUACGCGAAACCUCUAACAUUCAUGCCCAGUACUAUGAACCGAAUUUACAUGUAAAAGCUUUCAGCCUUGGGACAAAUCCUAAAAGACAUCACAGAAUUCACACAGAGGAGAAACAUGAAUGCAGUGAAUGUCUCAAAUCUUUCAGGUAUAAGUCAAAGCUCAUAAUACACCAGAGAACUCAUACAGGAGAGAAACCCUAUGAAUGCAAAGAAUGUGGAAAAGCUUACAGGGAGAAGACGAAGCUCAGAUUACAUUGCAAAACUCACACAGGAGAGAAACCUUUUGAGUGUAGUGAUUGUGGGAAAGGUUUUAUGCAGAAGUCAAACCUGAUUAUCCAUCAACGAAUUCAUACAGGAGAGAAACCCUAUGGAUGUAGAGAAUGUGGAAAGGCCUUCUGUGGAAAGUCUCAGCUUGUUGUUCACCAACGAAUUCAUACAGAAGAAAAAUACUAUGAAUGCAGGGAAUGUGGGAUGGCCUUCAAUAAAAAUUCACACCUCAUAACACAUCAGAGAAUUCACAAAGGAGAAAAACCUUAUAAAUGCUGUGAAUGUGGAAAGGCUUUUGUAUAUGCAUCACAGCUUAUUGUCCAUCAGAGAACUCAUACAGGAAGAAAACCUUAUGAAUGCAAGGAAUGUGGGAAAGCCUUUAACAAAAAGUCACACCUCAUAAGACAUCAGAGAAUCCAUACGGGAGAGAAGCCAUAUGAAUGCAGUGAAUGUGGAAAAGCUUUUAUAGACAACUCACAUCUUAUUGUACAUCGAAGAACUCAUACAGGAGAGAAGCCUUAUGAAUGCAGGGAAUGUAGGAAAGCCUUUAAUAAAAAGUCAUCCCUCAUAACACAUCAGAGAAUUCAUACAGGAGAGAAGCCUUAUGAAUGCAGUGAGUGCAGAAAAGCUUUUAUAGAUAAGUCACAUCUCAUUGUCCAUCAGAGAACUCAUACAGGCGAAAAACCCUAUGAAUGCAGUGAAUGUGGAAAAGCUUUUAUAGACAACUCACAGCUUAUUGUUCAUCAAAGAACUCAUACAGGAGAGAAGCCUUUUGAAUGCAGGGAAUGUAGGAAAGCCUUUAGUUAUAAGUCAUCCCUCAUGGCCCAUCAAAGAAUUCAUACAGGAGAGAGGCCUUAUGAAUGCAGUGAAUGUAGGAAAGCUUUUAUAUACAAGUCACAUCUUAUUGUCCACCAGAGGACUCAUACAGGAGAAAAACCCCAUGAAUGCAGUGAAUGUGGAAAAGCUUUUGUACGAAAGGCAGUGCUCAUUGUACAUCAAAGGACACAUACAAGGGAGAAGCCCUUUGUCUGUCUGGAAUGCCAAAAAGCGUUCAGCAGUAUGGCAAUGCUCAGUACACAUCAGUUGAUUCACACAGGAGAGAAACCCCACGGGUGCAAUGAAUGUGGAAAAGCUUUCCGCCAAAAAAGCCAUCUUAUUAUCCAUCAACGAUGCCAUACUGGAGAGAAAUCCUAUGGAUGCAUACCAUGUGGUCAAAUCUUUAGCUAG